This is a messenger RNA of Triticum aestivum (bread wheat), 1729 nucleotides long. RefSeq lists its product as uncharacterized. The coding region runs from base 261 to 1589 and encodes 442 amino acids. The record is from RefSeq and is a predicted model, not a curated record. Lineage: Eukaryota; Viridiplantae; Streptophyta; Magnoliopsida; Poales; Poaceae. The transcript is spliced from 8 exons.
UAGGCCCGUUUCUGAGGCUCUUCCUUCCUCCCGCCCGUGUUGUUCCCUCCAAAACCAACCGACGACCAACCGCAGAAGGAAUCUCUCUGCUUCGAUCGGUUGCAGCGGGACGGGAGACGCUCUCCUCUGCUGUCGUCGACUAUAUAGCUAGCCUCCCUCGCCUCGCCUCGCCCUCCUCCUCUCCCAUCCGCCCUCUCCCUCUCUUCUUCAUCUGGGGUACGUAGUGCGCCGUGCCCGUGCGCCAGCGGUUCUUGGGCGAGAUGGCGGACAAGGGGAAGGGGAAAGCCGACGCCCGCUAUAAGCCAUGGCAGCGGCGGCGUCAGGGUGCAGCGAGGACGGAGACUGAAGCCGUCGACGACACUGCCGGUACUUCGUCGCGGACUUCAGGGCGGACGGAGACUGCCGGCGACGGCGGGACUCAGCAGGAGCUUCCACCCGGCGUCUCUUACCAGUUCAGUGGAGCUCCCGGUGGCGGGGGCGGGUCGGGGCUGAGCAAUCAAGCCCGUGGGAGUGCGCCCUUCGGCGGCCAGAACCAGAUCGCCAACCCACAGUUCGGUGGCGGCGGGGGUGGGUCAGGAGCGGGGUACGGGGGAUUCUCUCAGUUUGCUCACGGGCACGGGGGAUUCUCUCAGAUGUAUUCGAGGCCACCGGCGGCGAUGCUCCAGCCGACUCUGGGCAAUAAUCCAGCCUACACCGGGGAGGCUUCCACGGCGGCAGCCCAUCCGACUGGACCGGUACGGGAGUGCACUAUUUGCAAAACGCCCACAGCAGGGCUCUGGACCGCGACGACUCUGCAAGGUACACGGGUGGGAACCCCGCUGCCCCUGUGCGAUGCUUGCCACAGCAAAAUCUUCAGCUGGGACAGGCCUCUGCAGCAUCUGCACCAAUAUCUUGCCACCACAGUUGUGGGUCGCGGCGCCGGGUCGAUACAUUCGUUUCUUACAGCUAUCGGUCGCGCCGGCGGGUGGGAUCACGGGGACUUCGCUCUGGCGAUGAGGUUGCUCCCGCAGCCGCCGGGCGAUCAAGCCGGCGGGAGUGCGCCCUUCUUCGGCAUCGACGUGCCGAGCGGCUACGUUUUCUUCUCCGGCGGCCAGAACCAGAUCGCCAGUUCCGACGGGCUGGCGCCGGCACCGGCACAGUCUGCAAUGAGCCCAUGGUGCGUUGUUUGCAACAAUGCCGCGGGGACGCUUUGGGACUGGCUGCCCAUCUGCGAGGCUUGCUACCACAGGGCUCGCUACAACAGGGAGGUCUACAGGGCUCGCAUGCAGAUCGCCAAUGCCAGUGCGGCUCAGGCUCAGGCUCGGGCUGAGGCUCAGGCUCUGAAGGAUCGGGCUUAUCAGGCUAUGGCUCAGGCUGAGCCUCAGGCUCUGGCUCUGGCUCAGCAGGCUCAGGCUCAGGCUCAGGAGCAGGCUCUGGUUCAGAAGGCUCAGGCUCAGGCUCAGGCUCACGGUAUUGCCAUUGAUCAGCAGCGGCCAUUGAUCACGCUCUACCCCCGCCACGCCCCGCGACCAAGUGGAUGCCGUUAUUGCGGAUAUCGUUAUUGCAGGCAGCCCAUGUGCGAGACUUGCUGUAGAUUGAUGAAACUAUAAACUUGAGUAGAUCCAUCGACGAAACUAUAAACUUGCUGUAGAUCGACGAAACUAUAUAUAUACUUGUAGGACUUGAUUCCUUGCCACUUAGUAGAUGAAACUUAAUAUAUACUUGCCGUGGAUCGAUGGCAUUCAGUUCA